AUGAAACCAUCCAAAGAUUCCGACAAAGAGCAAAGCAUGGAGGAAAUACUCAAUCGGCUUGAUUAUGGACACAAACGCGUUGAAGAUAAAGCAGUUGAUAAUGAAGGAACAACUAAUUCAUUUCAAGUGAAACAACUGCUUAAAAUUGAAAUUGAUCCUUUUGCCAAAAACUAUCUCGGGAUAUCUUUUUAUGGUGAACUGAAUAUCAAUAGUCCAUAUGCUAGAAAUAGUCCAUAUGCUAGCAAUAGUCCAAGUAGUAGUACUACAUCAGCUGAGAGUUCUAUCAAUUUAGCAAAUGAUAUCAAUGAAACAAGUGAAUUUUCAACUACUUCAAUUGAGAAUAAUGAAGUGGAAAGAUUAAAUCCAUCUCAUGAAAGAUUUAAAGUUGUUGAUGAUAGAUACGUCAAAAUCAAUCCAAAUGAAAAAGAAAAUUGUUUGACUUGUAAUAGGAUUGAAUACAGUAAAGAAUAUAAAGGAACAAUUAUUAACAAGGAGAUUAUCAAAUUCAAUCAUGUUUAUGGAGAUCAGUCCAAGAUCGAUCCUCGUCUUAGUUGUUCUCAAACAAGAACUAAAUAUAUAAGAUUCAUUGCCGAGCUUUAUUGUUCAAUCACAAACAUUACAUAUGCUGCCAAUGCAGAAUUUAAUGAUUUACAUCCAUAUGAACCACAAUACGUUAGGUAUGAAGUCAAGGAAGAUAGAAGUUUGAAUCGUGGAACUACAUCUGGGUUAUGUCCAUAUUGUGAAGAAAUCAAAUUCUUACCAUUUAAGAAUUCAAGUUAUUUAUCACAUUUAUCUUUAGAACAUGGUAUAUUUGCUACUGGAUAUUUAGUUCCCGAACCUCAAGUUAUUGAUGAAGAUGGAAAAUUUUCAGCUAGUUCAGGAGUCACUUCAGAGGCAAAAAAUCAAGUUCUUUGUCCUGUUUGUGGUUACAUUGUUUUAACUAAUUGUUGGAGAAGUAAAGAAAAUCCAUUUCUUAUUUAUUAUCAUCACUUCAAUGAAGUACAUAGUAUAAAAACUCACGAUAUUACACAAGAAGUAAAUCAACAAGCUCCUCUUUGGAAUAGGGGAAGAGAUAUUAAACCUUUUCUGGGUACCGCUUUCUAUGAGUAUACUAAAAGUGCUGCGAGAAGAAGUCUCGAUUCUGAUCCUAAUCAUGAGUGUGAUAACUUUCCCACUAGCUAA
This is a messenger RNA of Scheffersomyces coipomensis, 1182 nucleotides long. RefSeq names its product DUF4451 domain-containing protein. The transcript has a single exon. Lineage: Eukaryota; Fungi; Ascomycota; Pichiomycetes; Serinales; Debaryomycetaceae. The record is from RefSeq and is a predicted model, not a curated record. Bases 1 to 1182 code for a protein of 393 amino acids.